Messenger RNA from Etheostoma spectabile (orangethroat darter), 938 nucleotides. It is a transcript of the gene snap25a, whose product is annotated as synaptosome associated protein 25a. Gene Ontology annotation, biological process: synaptic vesicle fusion to presynaptic active zone membrane; synaptic vesicle priming; exocytosis. Gene Ontology annotation, molecular function: SNAP receptor activity; voltage-gated potassium channel activity; syntaxin-1 binding. Gene Ontology annotation, cellular component: synaptobrevin 2-SNAP-25-syntaxin-1a-complexin I complex; plasma membrane. The record is from RefSeq and is a predicted model, not a curated record. Lineage: Eukaryota; Metazoa; Chordata; Actinopteri; Perciformes; Percidae. Bases 277 to 891 code for a protein of 204 amino acids. The transcript is spliced from 8 exons.
CCGCAUGCUCUCCCCCCCCCCAGCCCCCACCCCCACACCCCCUCCCUCAUUGAAGAAGAAGAAGUGAGGAAGAAUCAGCCGACGCGCAGUGCCUUUGCAGCAUUCCAGUCCUAUACAGAGAGAGGCUGGUAUAACAGGGUUCGCUGUUAAUAGACGCAGACAUUCCCCCCCAUACUGACUGCGGGACACCCACAACAGACACAGCCUUCCCCGAUUCCUCACUAGGAUCUUCUCUUCCCUGUUGGAGACCUUCUCCACCCCCCACAUCCAGCAGCCAUGGCAGAUGACGCAGACAUGCGCAAUGAGCUGUCAGACAUGCAGCAACGUGCCGACCAGCUGGCAGAUGAGUCCCUGGAGAGCACCCGUCGCAUGCUGCAACUGGUCGAAGAGAGCAAAGAUGCCGGCAUCAGGACUUUGGUUAUGUUGGACGAGCAGGGAGAGCAACUCGAUCGUGUUGAAGAUGGCAUGAACCAUAUCAACCAAGACAUGAAGGAAGCCGAGAAAAAUUUAAAAGAGAUAGGGAAAUGCUGUGGGCUUUUCAUAUGUCCAUGUAACAAGAUGAAGAGCGGAGCCAGCAAGGCCUGGGGGAACAACCAGGAUGGGGUGGUGGCCAGCCAGCCCGCCCGCGUGGUGGACGAGCGCGAACAGAUGGCCAUCAGUGGAGGCUUCAUCCGCCGGGUAACAGACGAUGCCCGGGAAAAUGAGAUGGACGAGAACCUGGAGCAGGUGGGUGGCAUCAUCGGUAACCUGCGCCACAUGGCCCUGGACAUGGGCAACGAGAUCGACACCCAGAACCGCCAGAUCGACAGGGUCAUGGAGAAGGCUGAUUCCAACAAGACCAGGAUCGACGAGGCCAACCAGCGCGCCACAAAGAUGCUGGGCAGUGGCUAAACGCCGGGCACCCGGAGCGCGAUGGUCCCGGCAUCCCGUGCCGCACA